This is a messenger RNA of Oncorhynchus masou masou (cherry salmon), 5593 nucleotides long. RefSeq lists its product as uncharacterized. Gene Ontology annotation, biological process: neuron projection development. The record is from RefSeq and is a predicted model, not a curated record. Gene Ontology annotation, cellular component: plasma membrane. NCBI's taxonomy places the organism in Eukaryota, Metazoa, Chordata, Actinopteri, Salmoniformes, Salmonidae. The transcript is spliced from 2 exons. Bases 1599 to 4457 code for a protein of 952 amino acids.
CGGUUUCCAGGGAAACUGGCUAUCAGAACCUUUUCAAUACAACACACUAUCACACACACAGCAGAUAACAAGGAGAGCUGCCUCCUGCCUCCUACCUCCUGCCUGCCUCUUUCUUGCCUGCUUCUUGCCUGCCUGCCUCUUGCCUGCCUGCCUCCUGCCUCUUGCAUGGCUGCCUGCCUGUCUGCCUGCCAAACAAACGCAGAAAGAGAUCCUUCUGGAACCACAAACUCUAGCUCACUGCAAUCAUAGACUGUGAACAACACGCGGGAGGGGAGAAGGAAGAGCUGCGUAGUUUGAUUCACAGAGACGAGAUGUGGCUGUUAUAGGAGACCUGCACUGUGGACCCUGGGAAGAGUCCUCUCUCUGUUGGACUGCUGAGGAACCUCUGACAUCACAGCUGUUUGCACCGGAACCUCUGACAUCACCACUGCCCCUGAGGAGCCUCGUAUGGAUACCAGUCACCAGUCUGUCAAUCAAGACUGUCAGCCAAAACGUCACAUGCACACCAUGAUCGGUGUGGGGUUGGAUGGGGAGUCGCUGGAGCACGGAGACACAACUAUCAUACCUAUCACAGCUAUUAGAGCAGUGGACUCAAGUGAUGUUGCUGUUCAGCUGGACUCACACCCUGUGGUGGAAAGCACUCAGAUUACAGGGUGUGCUGAGUUUGAAACGCCCACUGUUCAAAUACUCCCCUCAGUACAGGGCCAUGCAACAGAGGAGGACUUCUACUUACCCCAAAAAUAUCUGAAUAACCACCACCCACAGUGUGAGGCUUCACACAGAGAAUUCUUCCUGGAGGAGGAGGAGGAGGAGGAGGAGGAGGAGGAGGAGAGAGAGAAAGUGGAGAAGAUAGGGAAAGAGGAUGUCAUAAAGAAAGAUGGAGAGAGCGAGAAAGAGAAGGAGUUAGGUAAAGAGAAAGGGAUAGAUGAAGAGAUAAAAAAAGACAAAGAGAAAGAGACUGAGAAGGAGAGAGAGACAGAGACAGAGACAGAGGAGAGAGAGACCGAGAAGGAUAGAGAGACAGAGACAGAGACAGAGAAGGAGAGAGAGACCGAGAAGGAGAGAGAGACCGAGAAGGAGAGAGAGACAGAGAAGGAGAGAGAGACCGAGAAGGAGAGAGAGACAGAGAAGGAGAGAGAGACCGAGAAGGAGAGAGAGACAGAGAAGGAGAGAGAGACAGAAAAGGAGAGAGAGACAGAGAAGGAGAGAGAGACAGAGAAGGAGAGAGAUACAGAGAGACAGCACAUGCAGACCCAGGUUAGUCUGGAGGUGGUUCAGUACCAGUCUGUAGCCACCAGUCCCAUGACCUCACCUCAGGGGGCUGGCGCCGACGCCUUCCCCUUCCCAGCAUCUUCUAGCAGUCUAACGGUGGUUCAGUGCCAGUCUGUAGCCACCAGUCCCAUGACCCCACCCCAGGGGGCUGGCGCCGACGCCUUCCCCUUCCCAGCAGCCUCUAGGAGUCUAAAGGUGGUACAACACCACUCUGUAGCCACCAGUCCCAUGACCCCACCCCAGGGGCUGGCGCCGACGCCUUCCCCUUCCCAGCAUCCUCCAGGAGUCUAAAGGUGGUUCAGUGCCAGUCUGUAGCCACCAGUCCCAUGACCCCACCCCAGGGGGCUGGCGCCGACGCCUUCCCCUUCCCAGCAGCCUCUAGGAGUCUAAAGGUGGUACAACACCACUCUGUAGCCACCAGUCCCAUGACCCCACCCCAGGGGGCUGGCGCCGACGCCUUCCCCUUCCCAGCAUCCUCCAGGAGUCUAAAGGUGGUUCCGUGCCAGUCUGUAGCCACCAGUCCCAUGACCCCACCCCAGGGGGCUGGCGCCGACGCCUUCCCCUUCCCAGCAUCCUCUAGGAGUCUAAAGGUGGUUCAGUGCCAGUCUGUAGCCACCAGUCCCAUGACCCCACCCCAGGGGGCUGGCGCCGACGCCUUCCCCUUCCCAGCAUCCUCUAGGAGUCUAAAGGUGGUUCAGUGCCAGUCUGUAGCCACCAGUCCCAUGACCCCACCCCAGGGAGCUGGCGCCGACGCUUUCCCCUUCCCAGCAGCCUCUAGGCUGGGUGCGGAGACUAAGGUGGCAGAGCUGCAGGUGUUGCACCAGGUAGAGUUCCGUUCUGUCGCCACUGCACCCAUGACUCCAAAAAACAACAACAGCCCCACCCUCCCCUCUGCAUUCCCAGAGCUCAGCAGGAGAGAAGGGGAAAAGGGGACGGAGGAGAGGAGAGAGAAACAGGGGAGGGACGAGAGGGAAACUACAUCGGACCCUGUUGUAGUUACUCCUUGUCUGAUGUUAGCUCCGGUACUGAAAUGUGGUGCUCCGAAAGAGGAGGUGGCUGAAGAGACAAAGUCUCAGUCCAACAUCCAUCCAGAUAGCUCUGUUUACUCAGAUCCUCAGACUGAUGGACUCUGUCACAACUACGCUGGUGAACCAGAACCAGUGGAGGUUAAAAGGAGAGGGCGACAUGGGGCGACUGGGGACACUGUCGAUCAAGAGAUCACCAUUCUGGUCACCCAGCAUGACAGCAUCGGAGUUGUGGAACAAGAGAAGGAGGAAGAAGAGGAGGAGGAGAGAAGGGAGGAGAUGAUGUCAUUUAUUCACUCCACUGAGCCCGAGGCGUCUGUGGAGGUAGACAACAUUGAAGGGGUGAAGGUCGUUCCUCCGGUGCCCCAAAACAGCCUGCACGAUGGGAGAAGUGACGACGUAGCUCAACCAGAAAGCGCAGAGACGGUCAUGAACCCCGACUCACACGGAAACAGAGAGGAAGAUUCUCUCCCUCCUUCCGGUGAAGACAUCCAAACAAAGACGAAGCAGAUGACAUCACCACAAUCUCUGACUAAAAACAAGCACCCUGAACAAAUAGGAGAGGAAUCGAAGCUCCGCUUUAGUGAGGAGCAACCCAACCAGACAGAACAGCACAGCCUAGUGGACAGGAGUGGAACUGCCCAACCCAUCCAGACAGAACAACACAGCCUAGUGGACAGGAGUGGAACUGCCCAACCCAUCCAGACAGAACAACACAGCCUAGUGGACAGGAGUGGAACUGCCCAACCCAUCCAGACAGAACAACACAGCCUAGUGGACAUGAGUGGAACUGCCCAACCCAUCCAGACAGAACAGCACAGCCUAGUGGACAGGAGUGGAACUGCCCAACCCAUCCAGACAGAACUGCACAGCCUAGUGGACAGGAGUGGAACUGCCCAACCCAUCCAGAAAGAACAGCACAGCCUAGUGGACAGGAGUGGAACUGCCCAGACAGAACUGCACAGCCUAGUGGACAGGAGUGGAACUGCCCAACCCAACCAGACAAAACAGCACAGCCUAGUGGACAGGAGUGGACCUGCCCAACCCAACCAGACAGAACAGCACAGCCUAGUGGACAGGAGUGGACCUGCCCAACCCAACCAGACAGAACAGCACCACUCUGUAGCCUCCCGCCCCAUCACCCCAACCCAGGGGGUCGGCACCAACGCCUUCCCCUUCCCAGCAUCCUCUAGGUGUCUGGAGGUGGUACAGUACCAGUCUGUAGCCACCAGUCCCAUGACCCCACCCCAGGGGGCUGGCGCCGACGCCUUCCCCUUCCCAGCAGCCUCUAGGGGGACGGGUGCGGAGACUAAGGAUGCUGAGCUGCAGGUGGGCCAGCAGGUGGAGUUCCGUUCUGUCUCCACGGCACCCAUGACACCAAAAACGGCCCCCGCCAUCCCCACAGCCUUCGCAGAGCUCAGCGAGAGAGAGGGGGAGGAGAAGAAAGAGGAGAGCGAGGCGGAGGAGAAGAAAGAGAAACAAGAGAGGGAGGAGAGUACAAAAGAGACGAAGGAGGACAGAAGGGAAGAGAAAUCAGAAGUGAAAGUAAAAGAGGGUGAGGAGCAGACAAAGCAGGAGGAGAGGUCAGACGAGCCAGUGCAGGAGGUGAGGUGGGACGAGAGGGGGAUGACGUGGGAGGUGUAUGGGGCGGUGGUAGAGGUAGCCGUCCUAGGCUCAGCCAUACAGAAACACCUGGAGAAACAGGUUGAGAAGCUCAGAAAGCAUCCCUCCCCUGCCCUGCCUCCUCCCCUCAACCCAGCCGCAUUGCCCCUGCCCAGUACCCCUCCUCCCCUCAACCCAGCCGCCAUGCCCCUGCCCUCCAUCCCUCCUCCCCUCAACCCAGCCGCCUUGCCCCUGCCCUCCACCCCUCCUCCCCUAAACCCAGCCGCCAUGACCCUGCCCUGUGCCCCUCCUCCCCUCAACCCAGCCACCAUGCCCCUGGCCACCACCCCUCCUCCCCUAAACCCAGCCGCCAUGCCCCUGCCUUCCAACCCUCCACCAGCCUCUGGGACCACCCAGGGGUUGUUGGGUAAGGGCUUGGCCUGGAAGAGAGGGGAGCGGGAGGGGAAGAGAGGCAGGCGCCGGAGGAACCCUUUCCGUUUGCUGUUGAAGAACAUGCAGCAGCCCAACUGUUGCUCCCGAGCUCAUUCUACUGAGUGACACUGCAGGAGCAUCAUCCAUACCCUCCUUCCUCUGCCACUGAACUGAAGGCUAACUACAUUACCAUCCAUACCCUCCUUCCUCUGCCACUGGACUGAAGGCUAACUACAUUACCAUCCAUCCCCUCCUUCCUCUGCCACUGGACUGAAGGCUAACUACAUUACCAUCCAUUCCCUCCUUCCUCUGCCACCGGACUGAAGGCUAACUACAUUACCAUCCAUACCCUCCUUCCUCUGCCACUGGACUGAAGGCUAACUACAUUACCAUCCAUUCCCUCCUUCCUUUGCCACUGGACUGAAGGCUAACUACAUUACCAUCCAUACCCUCCUUCCUCUGCCACUGGACUAAAGGCUAACUACAUUACCAUCCAUUCCCUCCUUCCUCUGCCACUAGACUGAAGGCUAACUACAUUACCAUCCAUUCCCUCCUUCCUCUGCCACUAGACUGAAGGCUAACUACAUUACCAUCCAUUCCCUCCUUCCUCUGCCACUGGACUGAAUGCUAACUACAUUACCAUCCAUUCCCUCCUUCCUCUGCCACUGGACUGAAGGCUAACUACAUCACCAUCCAUAGAAACAUUUCCUCUGCCAUUGGACUAAAGGCUAACUACAUUACCAUCCAUUCCCUCCUUCCUCUGCCACUGGACUGAAGGCUAACUACAUUACCAUCCAUUCCCUCCUUCCUCUGCCACUGGACUGAAGGCUAACUACAUUACCAUCCAUCCCCUCCUUCCUCUGCCACUGGACUGAAGGCUAACUACAUUACCAUCCAUUCCCUCCUUCCUCUGCCACCGGACUAAAGGCUAACUACAUUACCAUCCAUCCCCUCCUUCCUCUGCCACUGGACUGAAGGCUAACUACAUUACCAUCCAUUCCCUCCUUCCUCUGCCACCGGACUAAAGGCUAACUACAUUACCAUCCAUACCCUCCUUCCUCUGCCACUGGACUGAAGGCUAACUACAUUACCAUCCAUUCCCUCCUUCCUCUGCCACUGGACUGAAGGCUAACUACAUUUACAUUUUACAUUUAAGUCAUUUAGCAGACGCUCUUAUCCAGAGCGACUUACAAAUUGGUGAAUUCACCUUCUGACAUCCAGUGGAACAGCCACUUUACAAUAGUGCAUCUAAGUCAUUAAGG